GCUGCAGCGAGUUGGGACGCGUCUUUGGAGAGACAGAGGACUCACCGUAACUUCAUGGUUUCACCCCUCUCGAAAGUGGAUCCAAGGUUUCGUCGGUUGGGUUUCCUGCCUCUGUGAGUCGGCGGAGGAGUCUCAAGUAGGUUUGCUGACUCCCGGUCUGUUGUUUCAUCGGACAGCCCGCCGUCCAUCCAAUGUGCGUAAAAGGGCUCUAUUUCUUCACCGUCCUGUCUGGACUGGCAGCUUCAGGCGUGCUGCAGGUCAGCGGGAUGCGUGUAUACACAUCUGGGGAUGUAGAGGCAGUGAAUGGGACUGAUGUUCGUCUCAAGUGCACAUUCCAGACAUCCGCUCCUAUUAACGCCAACUCCCUCACCAUCUCCUGGAGCUUUAGACCCCUCGUUCCAGGCCGAGAGGAAUCGGUAUUCCACUACCAGCAGCGACCCUAUCCUCCUGUCGAGGGCAUUUUCAGGAAGCGCGUCGCUUGGGCCGGUGACAUCAUGGGCCGUGACGCUUCCAUCAUAAUUCGACAGGUCAAGUUCACCUACAACGGCACUUACAUCUGCCAGGUCAAGAAUCCACCAGAUGUACACGGCACGGUGGGAGAGAUUCGACUCCGUGUCGUCACCACAGCCUCUUUCUCCGAACUUCUCAUGCUGGCGUUGGCCAUCGGGGGUGGGAUCACCGCUGUGGUCAUCCUCCUCGUCAUCAUCGUGUCCUGCAGGAGGUGCAAGAAGAGGAGACAGAGACAGCUGGAAGGGAAUGAGGAGGCUCCCUGCAAGGAGAGAAAAGAUCCCACUGCGUGCCACCCAUCGAGGGCCAUCCACCUCUACCUAUCAGAGACGUCCAUAGAGAUUGACAGUUCAGAUGGCAUGAUCUCAGAAGCAAGCACCAAAGACCCGAGCUCCUCAGAGGAGGAGGGCCCGAGCUCAGACGACGACGGCGGUGAUGACUCCGACUGAGAAGGUGGGGACAGAUAGAGAGACACUAACACUGAUGUGAAGCCAGCAAGGAAGGUCGCUGGAGGGCUGCCCAGAUAGCACCCAUGGAUUUAUUUCCCUGGUUCUGCUGAGUGGAGGCCAGAUGAAGAGAGAGCUACUGCUGCUGCCACUGCAGUGUUGGAAACAACCACAUUGUUCCUGAUUAAGAGGAAAACGGAAAGAAAGUUCUGUUUCAAAGUUUCCGACUAAGAACAAAGAGAUUGCAGCGAUGCUUUUGAUAAUGAUCAAGACUUUGAAACAGAAUCCAAAGUACGAUGACUUUCCUUUUGAGAGAGUCCAGAAAUAUUCAUUUGAGGGAAGAAAUGCUGUUUGAAACCCGCAGGGCUCACAAAGUGAGAGGCUCCUGAAGCUGGCGUGGCUACUGUCACAAAGGAAAAAGGCGUCAAUUCGUGUUCAAUAACUGUCUGUUCUCCUAGACAUGGAUCUUGUUAAGAAGUCAAUAAUAAAUUCAGCUGCAACAAGCAAUCACUUUCAUUAAAGAUACUGGACUUUAAGUAGUUAGAGUGAAGACAGUGCCUCCCCACAUGAUGAGCCACACACAGACCGCCAUAUUUAGAUGGGUGUCCAUAACUUCAGGCAUAAUCUGUAGUCUCAGAGCACCUGUUAAAAGCAGUUUAAUCCUCCAGAUGUAGGCUGAGGGGGUUUACAAUAUGCCACAUCAGAUUGCUUGGAUAAAAAAGCAUAAAUGUGAUGAUUCUUUCAUUAAGCCUGAAGGCCAAAUAGUUGAUCAGUGAGCGAACAACUGCAGGCACGUGAAUGUCCUGAGUGUCAUGUGGGAGCUCACAGUCAGAUCUGAAAACCCUUUGAUUGCAAAACGUCCUUGAGAGCCUGUUUUCUCUCCGUAUGCCUGUGAAUGAAUCACGGCUACUAACUGAUGAUUGUAAUAACUGUCUUUCUCCCUUUUUGUGACAGAAUUUUGUACCUGUGAUGUAAUACUGAGCAAUAUGUUUAUAGAUUUUUCUUUUUUUCUAGUUUAUUUUAGAUAAUGCCAGAAGUAUUUUGUUCUGUUGUUUAAAAAUGUCACCGUAUUUUUAUUGUUGUAGAGCUUUUAUA
This is a messenger RNA of Seriola dumerili (greater amberjack), 2048 nucleotides long. RefSeq names its product myelin protein zero like 2 (gene mpzl2). Gene Ontology annotation, biological process: cell-cell adhesion. Lineage: Eukaryota; Metazoa; Chordata; Actinopteri; Carangiformes; Carangidae. Gene Ontology annotation, cellular component: membrane. The coding region runs from base 192 to 956 and encodes 254 amino acids. The record is from RefSeq and is a predicted model, not a curated record. The transcript has 5 exons.